This is a messenger RNA of Lactuca sativa (garden lettuce), 955 nucleotides long. RefSeq lists its product as uncharacterized. Lineage: Eukaryota; Viridiplantae; Streptophyta; Magnoliopsida; Asterales; Asteraceae. The record is from RefSeq and is a predicted model, not a curated record.
UGUGGUGGCAGUCAAAACUUUUUUUUUUUUUUUUUUUUUUUUUGGACCAAAGUGACAAUUUGAGCGAUCCAACCGACUGCAGUUUUGUCAAAAUGAAGAGGCAUUUCAAAAUGUGAUGUGAUUAAGAGUGUACCACGUUUUGAUCCUUUUUUUUGAAAUACGAACGGUUUAGGACCCUGGGAGCCAGUUAUGGAUGCAAAUUUUACAUCGGUAGAAAGCAAAUGGAAUCCAAGUUGCUUAGCAUUUCAUUUCAGUGCAUUAAAAUGCAAGAAUGCAUUAUGGUCGCCUCAUCACAUUCCUGUCUGAAAGGUGCAUGAAGUUGAAUUUUCAUUUUGAUGUCAAGGGUUACAAAGACGGAUGUUUAAAUGUGGCAUCACAAAGCAAAUUGAAAGUUGACACUGGCGGCUGCUUCUUGCUUCUUAAGGUGAUGGGAUUUCCGUAUACUAUAAGAAGGAUUUCUUUUGAGGUAGGAUUUGAGUCAUUUCAUGUGCUUGGUAGUUGCUGCAGCAAACCUGAUAUGAUAUCAGGCCUCAUUUGGGAAAAAUGGAUUAACUUGCUGACCACUACCAGAUAUGGCGUGGCUGAGAUUAAUGUUCCUUUUGACAAGUUGGAGACAAGUAGUAUUACUAUUAACAAGCUACAAGAUUUUUGUUUAUGGGGAUGGUGGUUUAAACAUGAGACACAGAAAAAACUAAAAAUAUUUGCUGCAGCCUGCAUAAAUGUUCCUAUGACAACAUACAUGAAUCCUGAUCUUCAUAUAGAAAUUAAAAGAAAAUAAAGAGAUAGAGAGAGAAAGCUGAAACUGGUAGGACCCUAAUUUAAGGUUUGUGUAUUAUUAUUAUUAUUAUUAUUAUUAUUAUUAUUCAUCAACUGAAACAUUAACCUAAAUGGGAUCCCACCAUAUAUACCAUGUUUGAAAAUAAGAUAGGGCAGACCCACUCUGUCCAUUUUUCUU